This is a messenger RNA of Saxophila tyrrhenica, 2382 nucleotides long. RefSeq lists its product as uncharacterized. Gene Ontology annotation, biological process: xylan catabolic process; arabinan catabolic process. The transcript has a single exon. The record is from RefSeq and is a predicted model, not a curated record. NCBI's taxonomy places the organism in Eukaryota, Fungi, Ascomycota, Dothideomycetes, Mycosphaerellales, Extremaceae. Bases 1 to 2382 code for a protein of 793 amino acids. Gene Ontology annotation, cellular component: plant-type cell wall. Gene Ontology annotation, molecular function: alpha-L-arabinofuranosidase activity; xylan 1,4-beta-xylosidase activity.
AUGCCUUCGACUACUGGAGCUGUUCUGCUUGCCGUUGCAGGGCUUGGGGCCGCGCAGCUGACAGGCCGUGGGUUUCCGGACUGCUCACAAGGACCUUUGAGGAACAACACAGUCUGCGAUCUGUCCCAAGAUCCGCUCACUAGAGCGAGAGCGCUCAUCGCCGCCUUCACUGUCGACGAGAAGCUCAACAACACUGGCCAUGUCAGCCCUGGAGUUCCGCGGUUAGGACUCCCAGCAUACACCUGGUGGCAGGAAGCUUUGCACGGGAUUGCAGAGAGCCCCGGUGUCAACUUCUCGGAUCAUGGGCCAUUCAGUGUCGCGACCUCCUUCCCACAGCCCAUCCUGAUGGGCGCGGCCUUCGACGACCAGCUGAUCCAGGACGUUGCGACGGUCAUCAGUACCGAAUCUCGAGCAUUCAACAACGAUGACAGGGCUGGCCUGGACUACUGGACGCCAAAUAUUAACCCCUUUAAAGAUCCAAGAUGGGGCAGAGGACAAGAAACCCCCGGCGAGGACCCCUUCCACCUUUCCAGCUACGUUCAUUCCUUGAUCCUCGGGUUGCAAGGUGGUUUGAACCCUAAGUACAAGCGGGUAGUGGCUACCUGCAAACACUUUGUGGCCUACGACAUGGAGAGCUGGAACGGCAACUUCAGAUACCAGUGGGACGCCCACGUGAAUUCUCAAGAUCUGGCGGAGUACUACAUGCCUCCAUUCCAGAGCUGUGCAAGGGACUCGAACGUUGGCUCAUUCAUGUGCUCAUACAAUGCACUGAAUGGUGUACCGACGUGUGCCGACCCAUACUUGCUGCAAACGAUUUUGAGGGAACACUGGGGCUGGACGAACGAGCAGCAGUAUGUCACGAGCGACUGCGACUCGAUUCAGAACAUCUUCAUGCCUCACAACUACCGAUCGACCCGCGAGGCCAGUGUCGCGGCUGCAUUGAACGCCGGCACUGAUCUGAACUGCGGGACCGUCUACCAGCACCAUUUGCCAUCGGCUCUCCAGGAGGGUUUGAUCACUGAGUCUACUUUAGAUCAAGCGCUGAUCCGUCAGUACUCUGCCCUCAUUCGCCUUGGCUACUUCGAUGGCGACAGAGUGCCUUACCGCAGCCUAUCCGGCGCGGACGUCAACACCAACUCUUCGCAGAGAUUGGCUUACAAAGCCGCAGCGGAAGGCAUCACUCUCCUGAAGAAUGAUGGCACCCUGCCAAUGCAGAUCACAAGCAACAUGACUGUCUUGAUCGUCGGCGGCUGGGCAGACGCUACCACGCAGAUGCAAGGCAACUACGCAGGAGUGGCUCCGUACCUCCACUCGCCUACCUGGGCGCUCAAUCAGACUGGCGCGAAGGUCUACACAGCCAGCGUACCAGGCGGCCAAGGCGAUCCGACCACCGACUCAUGGCUCCCGGUCUGGAACUGGGCACCCAAAGCCGACGUCAUCAUAUACGCGGGGGGCAUCGACAACAGCGUCGAAUCCGAAGGGAACGACAGGACCAGCAUUGCCUGGACUGGCGCUCAGCUUGAUAUGAUCGGCCAGCUCGCUGGCUACGGCAAGCCAAUGGUUGUCAUGCAAAUGGGUGGCGGACAGCUCGACAGCUCACCUAUCGCGAACAACCCCAACAUUUCCGCAUUAAUCUGGGGCGGCUACCCAGGCCAGAGCGGCGGCGAAGCUCUCGUCGACACUAUCACUGGCAAAAACGCACCAGCCGGACGUUUGCCGACGACGCAGUACCCAGCGGACUACAUCUCCCUCAUCCCCAUGACGGACAUGAGCUUGCGCCCAAACAGCAGUAGUGGCUCGCCUGGCAGGACCUACCAAUGGUACACCGGCACGCCCAUCUACGAGUUCGGGUCUGGGCUGCACUACACCACUUUCUCGGCCUCCAUCCAGUCGCCCGGCAGCACCUUCGCCAUCUCCGAUCUGAUGAGCAACUGCACAGAGCACUACAAAGACAAGUGUCCCUUCAGCACCAUCAACGUCAAUGUGCGAAACACUGGGAGCACCACAAGUGACUACGUCACCCUCGGCUUCCUCGCUGGCUCGCAUGGUCCAGCUCCUCGCCCAAAGAAGCGUCUUGUCGCCUACACCCGCCUCCACGGUAUUACCGGCGGUUCGUCCUCAACCGCAAGCUUGAAGAUGACGCUCGGCAGUCUUGGACGCGUGGAUGAGACAGGCAGCAAAUGGCUUUACCCCGGCGACUAUUCGCUCAUGAUCGACAGUCAGCCUUUGGCCACGGCGAACUUCACGCUCACUGGCAAUGCUGUAUGCCUCGAUGACUGGCCACAGCCGCCUGCACCUUCCAAGCAGGACUCGGACUACUUCGUCGGCGGGUAUGGAAGCACUUAUGAUGGGCAGGUGCUCGUUGAUGGGAACGUGCCGUGA